AGAGGCCCUCCACCCUUCGAGCGAACUGGCAGCUGUCAGUUCCGAUGUUAUUCUAAACUGAUUCACGAAGUCUAGUCCCGAGAUAUUUCUCAGGCAGGCAGCUUUUGCUAGCCAUAAUCUCUUGAGUCGAGGAUUAGUAUGUUACUUAAGUCCCCCUGCUGGUUUUCAUAAUAGCAAAUCUGGGUCCUGGUUUGGCAGUUCGGCACACAGAGUCUGCUCCAGGCUUCGUCGGUCUGCACCACUGCAUUAUCACACAACGGGAGCAGUAUUACUGAUUCAUUCAUCACAACGGACGGCCGUUGCUGCUGCCGGGGGCCGCAAUCUUUGUAAACGAUCCAGGACUCUGUAGAUCUAGCGCUGGCUUUCUGCCAGAGAUCGAAGUUGUCAUUCGUAAGAUCUUGCUCGCGGUGCGUUUCAAGGACGUUGGAUGUUUUCCUGGAGGACAGAAGUCAAGGACUCGUGCGUGGAGGGAGCACCAAUGAGGAUCUGAGAGCACUGGUCGGUGGUGCGCAGUAGGUUACGGCGUCCAGGUUUAUCUUGUUUACAUCAGUUGGGGAGUUUAUUAAUUUGAGGCGCUUCUGGGCAAGACUUGCGUCUCCUUAAAUCCUCGUCUUUAGCUCUCCCUGGUGUUAAUUUUCGCCUGAGAGACAUAGUUGCCUUAACUUAUCAAGAUUAGAAGGUCGGACUCCAAUCUAGUUGGAGUGAUUGCUGGAGUGGGACUGUGCAAUGGGUUCAGCGAAGUGGAUUGCGUGUGUGUCGCUAGUGUGUUUACUUGGUGUAUUGUCUCGAGGAGCUGCUGCCGAGAAUGACUUCGGAGACUUCUCUCUUUCGCGGUCCGAGUGGAGCUCGGAGUAUAUGAGCCUCGACUCUGGACACUUUCUUGACCGGAAGCUUUUGCAAGUUCAGCCGUCUUCACAAACACAACUGUUGGCAGUAAGAGGAGAUCGAAGGGACCCUUUGGAUAAUUUUAGGAAAUAUCGAGGCGGAUACGACGUGACCAACAAGCAUUACUGGGCGUCAGUAGUGUACACUGGAAUCUACGGCUUCGCUAUAGGUGUUGCAUGGCUUCUGCUCGGAGCGCUCAUCACUCUGGGCGCUUGCUUCAAACUCUGCUGCUGCCGUCGUCCCAAGGUAGCGGAGCGACGAUCACGUGCAUAUUAUUGGAUCCCUCGCAUUUUGGCGUUUCUCCUAUCCCUCUUCGCCAUAGGUGUUAUUAUCACGAUGUUCGUCCGCAACAGCCAAUUACACGAUCGCGCCUUCAAAGUGCGGGACAGUAUAGCUGCUUCCGCAAACGAUGCGACGAGCACUGUUCGCAAUGUGUCCAACACAUUGUCGAACGUGGACACCACUGUCAGCAAGUACAACAUUGAGGGGCUGAACAGUAGUACACUUAGUUCUACAGUGAGGAACCUGAACCAACAAGCUGACAGCAUUGACAACACAGUGGACAAUAACGUUAAUACGAUCAAUAAGCUCAUCAAUGGAAUAGAGAUUACGCUGAUUGUGCUUUUGUCAAUUGCCCUCUUUCUCGUCGUCAUGGGACUUCUAUCGGCAUUGAUGGGCUGGAGGACUAUCUAUUUUUUGAUUAUUCUGCUCGGGUGGUUGAUCGCUGCUUUGACUUGGAUUUUAUUCGGAAUUUUCUUCGCUGCCAACAAUGUGACAUCGGACACAUGCCAAGCUUUCUCUGAGUACCUCGCGACACCUUCAAACACCACAUUGGAUGAACUACUUCCCUGUGUGGACCUGGCAACUGCCGCCUCUGCAUCCAACGUCGUCAGACAGGGUGUCAACAACAUUGUAGCCCAGGCAGAGAGGUCUCUCACUCAAAUUGAACAAACAAGUGCUGCAUUGGGCCGACCUGUUACCCUUCCAACGGUAUGCGAUCCAAUCGGUCCAGCUCCGGCCUUCGAGUACAACAGUAACUGUCCAAACGGCACAGUGACACUGGGUGGACUACCAGGAGUUGUGGCGCCUUUCGUUUGCGCCGCGGAGCCAGUCACGCAGGCCUGUUUGGGUGCAGGUCAGUUCGUGAGUAGAACCAAUGACACACAAAUCAGGGACUUGUCCUCAGCCGGUCAGAGUUUAGUGACCAUUAUCCCAACGGUGACGAGGCUAACCAACUGCUCCAUCGUGUACAACACCUUCGAGGAUAUCGUCAACAACCAGUGCCCCCCGACGAAGAGGGCUCUCCGCAACAUUUGGAUCCCACUCCUGCUAUUGUCCAUUGCAUUGACUCUGUUAUCGCUAGACUGGAUCUUCGCAAACCAUCGCAACAAGAAGGAGCGCUACGCCAGUGGACGCGACCCAGAGGCGUACAACAAUGUCCCAAAGUGAAAACAAGCUAGACUCAACACCGAUUUGUGAAGAACGAAGUUUGCAUUUUUUAUUUUACUUCUUUUUUGUGUUUUUUUUUUAUUUUGAGCAUACAGAGUAUCAUGUCCAGCAAAGAUUUGAGUUGUUGCCCCCUAGUUUCUGAGGGAUACCUCUCAACAUCCCUGGCUCUGCAGCUGUAUUGUCUCUGUUGUUUCUUCCCUUUUUGCUCUAUUUUUCGGUAGUUUGUUGUACACUGGUCACUUCAGAUUUUUUUGUUUUGUUUAUUUAUUUUUACUUUUUUUUGGUAGCAUAGAGAGCAAAACGGUCCAAGGAGUGUACAAAGAUGUACCCAAGGAAUUUGUUCUGAAUGAACCACCACAUUUGUCUAAUAACAGGAAGUCUCUCUCCCAUUGAGAGUACCUUGAAAGGAUUUAGCGAUUCUGAUUGUCUUAACUCCUAUUUUUGUAAAAGGAAAUUAAUUGGA
This is a messenger RNA of Physcomitrium patens, 2797 nucleotides long. RefSeq lists its product as uncharacterized. The record is from RefSeq and is a predicted model, not a curated record. Lineage: Eukaryota; Viridiplantae; Streptophyta; Bryopsida; Funariales; Funariaceae. Gene Ontology annotation, cellular component: membrane.